UUUGCUCGAAAUGAUUCGAAGCAUUGGGUGCAUUAAAAAUAUAUUUUUAGUUGACAGGAGGAGAAAUUUUUUAUAUAGUGUUAAUUUACGUAAGAAAAAAUAGGAAAAAAAUGGAAAAUGAAAGAUUGUUACGCUCCCCUCAGAGGCAAAGGGAACAAAUCAGAGUAAAGUGCAAUAUUUCCUACACUUGUACUACUUCAGGAUUGAUACAAAUUGUAGCAUUGAUGUUACCCUUUCUUGCAAUUCUCUUCGUCACAAUUCAAAUAAAGGACGAGUCAUUGAUUGAUAUGUCAAAUAAAUGGGUUAUUUUACAAUUUGCAUUGAUAUUGUCUCGAUUGUUGCCAUUUUUAUUUUAUGAUGUCGAAGAACCAUAUUAUUUCAAACGUACAAUGACAUUUUACGAAUUGGGAAUGACUAUAGCAGUAUUAUUAAUUUACGUAAUGGCUAUUCCUUUCUUAUAUUCGAAGGAAGAACCUCGAUUUCUCAAUGUGAUGGUAUUUCUAACAUUUGGAAUAGUUAUAAAUGCUGCACAUAUCCUGUGGAUUAUUUCUAAAUUAAUUUUUAGACUAGCUUAAUCAAUUUUUUAUUAUUUUCCAAGUUAGUAUUUUUGAUUGUAUUGUUUUUUCAUUUUUUAUUUUAUUAUUCAAGUCUGAAUCGUUUU
This is a messenger RNA of Belonocnema kinseyi, 661 nucleotides long. RefSeq lists its product as uncharacterized. The transcript has 5 exons. Lineage: Eukaryota; Metazoa; Arthropoda; Insecta; Hymenoptera; Cynipidae. The coding region runs from base 111 to 575 and encodes 154 amino acids. The record is from RefSeq and is a predicted model, not a curated record.